Molecule: messenger RNA, 4140 nt
Organism: Branchiostoma floridae (Florida lancelet)
Lineage: Eukaryota; Metazoa; Chordata; Leptocardii; Amphioxiformes; Branchiostomatidae
Exons: 23
Coding region: 390-4094 (1234 amino acids)
Biological process (GO): arachidonate metabolic process; hepoxilin biosynthetic process; lipoxygenase pathway
Molecular function (GO): metal ion binding; oxidoreductase activity, acting on single donors with incorporation of molecular oxygen, incorporation of two atoms of oxygen
Source: RefSeq, a predicted model, not a curated record
CGGAACUCGAAUAGGAACUAUAUCCUAUUAUGCUUAUCAUCUUUCAUGGAUUACAGAUAGAAAGAAGAAAAGCAAAAGGCGACAUGGAAGCCAGCUCAGUGACAGCCCUCCAGACGGACGAGCAAAGCAAGGUGACGUAGCCAAAUACUUUGACAAAGUCGUUGAUGGAGCCAGUUCCAAUUGGGACAACUUGGCCCGAGAGCUGAAAUUCACCCCCAACCAGAUAGAUGGCAUAGCUGAUAAGAGACCUGACCAAGACAGGAGAUGUAGGGAGAUGCUGAGGAUGUGGAGAGACAAGGUCGGAGAAGCUGCUACUCUUCAGGUCCUGAAAGAGGCUCUCAUCCAAAUCGACCAACGGUACCUUUCAGAAACGUUGGAGGUCAAAAAACAUGGGGACUAGUGUCUCAAAAUCACCGGCUGCUCAACCAAGAAAAGCUGUUCCUCAAGCGGCUGUUCCUCAAGCGGCUGUUCCUCAAGCGGCUGUUCCUCAAGCGGCUGUUCCUCAAGCGGCUGUUCCUCAAGCGGCUGUUCCUUCAACAGUUGCUGUCCAGCCAGCUGUUAUCAAAAGGCCCUCCACUUUGAAGGAGCUUGUCGAUGAUUGUAAAGUACCUAAAGAGUUCAUGCAAGAUGGCGCUGAAGUGAUCCUAACUCACACUGAGGAUAUGCCUGUGUCUGCUGAGGUCUACUGGUCCGCCUUUCGGGACUUCGUGGAACUGCAGCUUCACAUGGAAGGGCACGAGAACCUGCGAGUCAUCAGAGGUUAUGGGGAGGUGGGCACGGUGGUCUCCUUCUACUACGACCCGACGGAUCUUGCGGAGGGGCAGCGGGAGAUGAAGCUGGUGAAGAAGGACGAUUCCACUCGCACCUGGAGGGUCCAGGAGACGGAACCAAACCAGCUGUAUAACAGAUACGAGAUGACAAUAAAGGUUGAAGGAAGCACCACAGCCAAGGUAACCAUAUCAGUCCGCUUUGUGUCCGCCAUCAAAGACCGGAAGGAGCGUCGUCGCGACAUUGCUUACCACAUGGUUCAUCUUUUGGGAGCUCGCAUCCGGGACAUCCUGAACUUCGUUGUACGUGAGAAGGUCGGGGGAAAGCACCGGUUUGAACUGGAUGUUGGCUGUUCUCGCGAGAAAAUAUGGGGCAUUGUGGGAAACUGGAAUGACGUCACAUGGAUACGCGAGGCUACGGGCACCAUUGUUAAUGGUCUCCGUCGCACGAUCUACUUCACAAAGGACCGUUCCCUGGAGGUUCGUCUGGCCUGGAGGGACUCCAGCGACUACCUGUUCGUGUAUGAAGGAGACAACAGUCCGGACUUCCUACACUGCAAGUACUACAGGGGAAGGCUGCAGUUCUUCGCCGUGAACCCGAACAAGGUCAAGGUGGUGUACGACUGCUCCUUCCUGCCGGCUAAGGACGCCCCUGUGGAAGAGUUUAAGAAGUGGUUUGUCCCAGCUAUCGGUAGCAGGAUUGGGUGGCUUAAGGACACUUUUAGCGAGCAGAAACCCGGGAAGAAGGAAAAAAGUACGAGACCCCCAGAUUUCACGAAGGGAGCGUACGCCACAGCCGCCCGCGGCAUCGUCAGGGGACCCGUGGAGGACGUGUGGAAGGUCUUCCGGCCUUUUGGACGGGACUGUAUGGAGUACUGGAAGAUCUACGACAGCAUGGAGAUCGAGGCGCCCGGAAAUGACGUACAAGGCUGCAUCCGGAGUUUUGUAACCUCCAAAACAAAGAGCAAAAUCAGAGAGAGGCUUGAAUGGAGAGACGACAAAAAUCACGUUGAAAUCUACAGCCUCCUGACCAUGGAACCUCCACCUCCGGUUACCAUGGACAACGUGUACACAACCAUCACUAUGACAGAAUUUGGUGAGAAGGAGACUGAAGUCAAGUUCGAGUGCACCUUUGACGUCAGCACGUCGCUAGCCGUGUCCCGUAUCCAAGACAACCAGAAGGGAGCCUACAUGGCGUGCAUCAACGGACUCCAGCAGCUCUUCCACUCCGAGGUCGGGACGCUAGAGGUCGUUGUUGGGAGUGCCGCUGAUCUGGCAAAGACUGAUGGCUGGUGCGACGCUGACCCGUAUAUCGUCCUCGCUGUGAACGAUGGGAAACCGGUGACGACAAGGGUCUGCCGUGCUACCCAGAAUCCCAACUGGGACGAGCGAUUUGAGCUCUCCGUGACCUCCCGCAGCAGAAACGUCAUCUUCACAAUAAUGGAUCGAGACACGGUUGGGCAGGAUGACAUCAUGGGUACAGCUAACGUCAACCUGGACGAGUUGACGUCAGGUAAGGAGAAGAAGAUGGCUCUGGACGUGCAACAAGGAGGAGGCACGCUGAACGUCCGACUGUACCUCAAGAUGCACGACAAACCCAAGGACAUCAAGGAGGGAGACAAACUUGUCAAACAGAUCAGCCUGCCCUUUCUUGCGCCCGUCUUCCAGAGCGAACUGGACGUCAUCCGGAACGAGUUCACCAGCCUCAUUACGUCAUUCCUCGGAAAAGGCCAAAAAUACGAGCUGGAGAAGACAAAACGCCUGCGGAGUCAUCCCGAUGUUCCGUUGGAGGAGAUGCCGGCAGCCUGUGUCCCCAUGCCCACGGCAGAGAUGUUCACUCCGGUUAAAACUGGCCGCCUGAUGCAGCGUCUCAUGGAGUUCAUCGGGUCUCAGGCCCAGAUCAUGCUGCGCCUGGCCCAAGUCAAGGGUCUCUGGGAUCCGUGGAAGGCCAACUUCAGCGGCUACCUUCCUGCCAACGAGAGGCUGAUUGAAGAAUGGCAGAGUGACACGGAAUUCUGCCGACAGUAUCUUCAGGGCAUCAACCCCAUGCUGGUGACUCUGUGUAAGGACCAGAGCCGGAUUCCAGCAGAGAUGCUUGGCCUGAAAGGACAAGGCAAGACCACGCUGCAGCUCAUGGAAGAGAACAGGCUCUUCAUCGUGGACUACGCACCCAUGCUCGGCGUUCCUGCUACUCCGGGCAAAUUCUUUUACGCGCCCAUUCUGCUCAUGUUCAAUGAACAACUCCCAGAUGGAAAGGCUCGUCUUAACAUGCUGGGUAUCCAACUCACAAGAAACAAGGGUAAGAAUGAGGUGUACUCGCCGGAGACGGCCAAGACACACCCCAACAAGUACAUGUUCGCCAAGAUGCACGUGGUGUCGGCUGACAACAACGUGCACCAGUUCCUGUACCACCUGGGCUACACUCACCUCGCUAUGGAGCCGAUCGCAGUGUCCCUCCACACCCACCUGCCACCAGACCACCCCAUCUACCGCCUGCUGCUGCCACACUUCAAGGACACCAUCGGCAUCAACUACCUGGCCCGCCACUCCCUGGUCUCCAGGAUCUUCCCAAUCACCGACCCGAUGUUCGCUACUUCCACCGUGGGAGGGCUCAAAAUGUUCAUCAAUGAGUGGCGCAAGUACAACUUCAUGGACAUGGCAUUCCCCGAGGAGCUGAAACGUCGCGGUUUUGACGAAGCUGGUUCUGACGGCUUGAAGAACUACCUUUACCGCGAUGACGGCUUCAAACUGUGGAACAUCUACAAGACGUAUGUGACGGGGAUGGUCAACGGGGCAUACGCAAGUGACCCAGCAGUGGCGGCCGACAAAGCGUUACAGGCGUUUUGCAAGAUGAUAGAAGGUCCCGGACAGCUUCACGGAUUUCCUCGCGAGAUUUCGAACAAGAAGCUGCUCAUCGACUGCCUGACCAACAUCAUCUUCAAUGUGAGCGCGCAGCACUCCGCCAUCAACUUCCCGCAGUAUGACUACUACUCCUUCAUACCCAACAGGCCGGCUCAGCUGUCGGCUCCCAUGCCUGACGGGCCGAACGACAUGCUGGAGUCAGCUGUCAUCGAGGCCCUGCCGAAUGUAAGGAACACCGCUCUUCAAGUCCUCCUGUCGUACAUGUUGUCCAUGCCGUCACAGACUGCUAUAACUGGGGUCGAUGCCAUGAAGGAUGUGUAUCCAGACGUCCAUGACAAGUUCAACAAGCAGCUUGUGGAUCUCUCCAAGGACAUCAAGUCUCGUAACGACCAGCUGAAGACAGAAGGGAAAGUGCCCUACACAUACCUGGAUCCUGAGAACGUUGCCAUGAGCAUCGACAUCUAGUCAUACCUGACAUCUGACCGUUAAAUAUCCCGUGCUUAAAGGUGCA